Linum tenue is the source of this 1602-nucleotide messenger RNA. The record is from the annotation of a GenBank genome assembly. NCBI's taxonomy places the organism in Eukaryota, Viridiplantae, Streptophyta, Magnoliopsida, Malpighiales, Linaceae.
CUCGCUUCUUAAUUUCUUUUCUUUGGCCAGAAAAUCCGCCAUCGUUCGCAAGUCGCAACUGAAAAUGGAAGAAGACAAAGCCGCGGCUUACUACGACGAGCUCAGCCGUAAGGGCGGAGGUGCCGCUCGCUUCAAACAGGGGCUCGGCUUCUCUGCCGCCCCCGACGACGAUCAUCCUGCUCCUUCAAGAGGCUCCGCGCUUCCUACAUCUUCUUCAUUUCUCAGCAACUUCGUCAGAGCCUCCAGCCCCGCCCAAUCCUCCAAGCUCGAGAAGGAAGCGCAGCUCCAAUCAGUUCAGAACAAGUUGAAAAAGACUUCUAAUAAGGAAGAGCCAUUGUUGGCUAGGGAUUCGGACAGGAGUACCAGAGUCAGAGAGUCGAGCUCGAGCCAUCGGCGUCGGUCCAGGAGUAGAGAGAAGGAUAGUCGAAGAGAUGGAGAUCGACAUUCCAGGAGACGAAGUAGGAGUAGAAGCAGAAGCAGGGAACGGUAUCGGGACAGAGACAGGUACAGAGAGAGGCGGAAUAGGAAAAGGAGUAGAAGCCGGAGCCGUUCACCGCGGAAGGAGAGGAGAUCUGAGAGACGGAGUCGGAGCCGAAGUUUUUCGCCUCAUCGGGAGGGGAGGAGGUCGGAGAAGAGCAGACGAGAAGACGUUGCAAGGGAUGGAAAAGGGAAGGAGAAGAAUGUUGCUGUAGACUAUUCUCGGUUGAUUGAAGGUUAUGACAAAAUGACACAGGCUGAAAGAGUGAAAGCACGAAUGAAGUUCCAGCUUAGUGACACUGCUGAAAAGGAUACAAAAAAAGGCAGCUCAGGUUGGGAGAGGUUUGAGUUUGACCAAGAUGCUCCCCUUGAUGAUGAAGAAGUUGAAGCUGCGGAGGAUGAUACAGCAUUAGUCAAGCACAUUGGUCAGAGCUUUCGAUUCUCUGCCGUGGAGGCAAAAAGGGAGGAGCGGAUUAAAACUGCUCAUGAUGAAGCCAUGUUUGGAGCUCCUCUUCCAGUUUCCUUUGAUUCAGACAGUGACCCUCUGUUGGAGGAGAAGAAAAAGGAGAUGAAUAAACCUGAACUUUCCACUAGUCUCUUGAGCGAGAAGGUGCUUGCAAAACAACAAGGUUCUUGGCGUGAUCGUGCUGGGAAGCUAAAAACAGAGAAUUAAGCGAACCAAUUCAGCGAUGUGGAGCGAGGGGACACGUAUCAGUCACAAGUCACUGCCGCUGAAGUUAAAAUGUCAAGAGUCUCAGUUGACAAGUCGGAAUCUUUGUAGCAGCGGCCUCAAUGCUUCCUUGCACCAGAGUAGACUUUCACUUAAAACUCGAGUCCAGUAUCUGUUGUAUUAGGUAUGUAUGAUGAGUCCAGCCUCCAAUUUUCUCAUUGUAUAUAUAGAACUAUGGAGGUUCCGUAGAAAGCUGAUUAUUGCCCAAUGGUCCUAGUCAAAAGUUUGGCGUCUCCAGUGCACCAAUCUUGUUAUGGGAGCAAGGGGACCUUUUUCUUGUUUUUCUUUAUAUGGUCUAGAAAUUAUCCACGGCAAUCUUCACUUGUGCAUGAGAUUUUAGUUGUUGCGUAAGAACUAAGAAUACAAAUUUAAAACAGAGGCAAUUUUUACAGCUG